ACUCAGUAGCGGUUUCAGCAAAAGACGGCGUUGGCUCAGCAAACCUCUUGCUUUUCUGUGUCAGACGGUUUUCAAGUUGCGGUCGCCCUUUUCCCCCGGGAAAGGCCAGACGCAUCGCCUGCUUUGGUCGGCUCAAGAUGGCUGGUUGAUGACUACCAUCGAGUCCGAAGGCGCUUUUGCUGAGGCUUGGGGACACCGAUGUGCACAGCGUGUCGAGCGGCCCUACGUGUUCUAGGCCAACAAAGCGUCCGUAAUGACAAUUCGCGUGGGGAGAAGGGCGUGGGGGAAGGGGAAAGGUGAGUGGCGGCAGGAGCGCUGCUGGAGAGGUGAGGCCGACGCACACAUGCAAGCAUCGGCGUGGACGAGUUGGCGACGGAAUCGCGUGAUGUAGCUAACAAGGUGCCCAAAGCGGCCGAAGCGGCUGCGGAGUGAUGCGAUGGCGUCCAUGUUGGAGCUCGAAACCGGAGUUUCCCAUCCUGUUCCUGGGCCUGGAUGCCGCUGGCAAAUCGACGGUCCUGUAUGGGCUCAAGCUCGGUGAAGUUGUAACCACCGUGCCCACAAUCGGCUUCAAUCUGGAAACCAUCGAGCGCAACGGCCUCAAAAUUAACUGCUGGGAUGUAGGGGGCUGCGACAAGAUACGUCCCCUGUGGCGCCACUUCACGGAGGGCUGUGUGGCCGUGGUGUUCGUGGUGGAUUCAAACGACCGCGAGCGACUGGCAGCCGCACGCCAGGAGCUGCAGGACGUGCUGAGGGAUGUGGCGAGCGGCGUGCCAGUGCUGGUGCUGGCUAACAAACAGGACCUGCCCAACGCGCUUCCUGCCGCGGAGGUGGCCCGACUCAUGUGGCUGGCACCGCCGCAGCCGCCAUUGCAGCAACAGCAGCGGCACCCAACCCCGGAGCAUGCAGUCCUCACGGCCCAUGUCUCGAUCGCUUCUCCUGCACCUAGCGGCGAGGGCAGCUGCAAUGACGGCGGCGGCAGCGGUGCAGAUGCUGCUGCCGCAGCCGGCCCGGCGCCGAGCCCCAGAAUGAGCGAGGAAGAGCGGUGUUUCCGGGACCUCAUGUCGCGUCACGCAGUGCAUGUGCAGCCCACAUGCGCUCUGAGGCUGUUCGGCGUGCUUGAGGGGUUCGACUGGCUCGCGAGUGCUCUGGACCACGCCCGACAGCAGGACAGCGGCAGUGGCGGCGCCGCCGCAAAUGUCAACGGCAGCAGCAAUGCCGGCAGCUCGCUGGGGCUGCUGCGGGCGGUGAUGCCAGCUGGCUGGCGCAGCCGUAGGCAGGCCCGUCAGCGGCAGCAGGCCCGGCAGCUACCGGAGCAGCAUCAGCAGCAGCAGCAGCAGCGGUCUGUGAUACACAGAUGGGCAGCAGGUGCCAUGCGUGGCGCAGCUGGCGGGAGCCAUCCUUACGGGGCGUCAACCGGCGCAGCCACCGCCACCAAGAGCACCAGCAGCGGCGGUGCUGGUGCUGGCGGCGGCGGCGGCGGCCCGGUGCUGCCCAGUGCUGAGGAGCGGCUGAGCGGCUGGCUGGCGGAGCCGGUGGCGGCGGGCGACAGCGACGAUGCCUUCCUUGCGGCACUGGAGGCGUGUGAGCCGGGGGUGCGCUGGGACCACUUUGCGCACCUGCGCUUGGCCUGGCUUUAUCUGGUGCGCUACGGCCGGAGCCAGGGCGCGGCGCGCAUCUUCCAGGCCGUGCAGCGCUACAUUCAGCACGGCGUGGCCGGCGGCGGCGGCGGCCGCACUUUCCACACCACCAUGACAUUCUUCUGGAUGCACAUGGUGCACUACGCACUGGCCAGCAGCCAACUGCACACUCCCAUGGUGCGCACCUCGUUCCGCGCCUUCCUGAUUGCCAACCCGUACCUGGCCGACAGCGGCCUCUUCCUGCGCCACUACAGCCGCGCCCGCAUGCUGCACGACCCCGCCGCCCGCACCGCCCUACUGCUGCCCGACCUGCAGCCGCUGCCCUCGCUGGUGACCGACGUGGAGGCCAGGAAGCGGGAGCAGGCGCGGGAGAAGAGGGUGGCGGUGGUGGCAGGAGCAGCAGCAGCAGCGGUUGUUGGCACGCCCCGGCUGCUGGCGCGGGCAGCGGGCGUGGCGUCAGGCUGGGGGGCGCGCGGCGACCGCAGCAGUGGCGGUGGCAGCGUCUCCCUCAGACGUGAGGAGGACGGCGUGCUGAGCGCCGCGUACCGGCGUAGUAGCACCAGCAGCGGCAGCACCAGCAACAGUACGCGCAGCGGCGGCCGCCUCCGCAGCGAUGGCGGGCAGAGGGCUGCGGCGGGAGCUGCUCGCGGAUUUCACCACCGCCUACCGGCCGCAGCCGCAGCAGCUGCUCGGGAUGAGGACCUGCUAGCCGCAGUGCUGCAGCACCUCCCCGGGCGCGCUGCUGCUACUGCCACCUCCGGCGGUCUGGGUCAGGCGCUUCCCAGCAGCGGGCUCCGCCAACAAGCCCAAGGCGGAAGCCAGGUUGCUGUGGGCCUGCGCCACAACUUUGAGGGGCGCGGAGAUGGCGGUGUGGGUCAUACGAGCAGUGGCAGCCCAUCGCCGUCGCUGCUGACCGGGUGGGGCAGUGACACGCUGCCGCGAGUUGCAUACGCCGCCAUUCGGCACCACGGGUAUGCGCGUGCCUCGGAGCUGUUGCAGGCGGCAGCCGCGGCUGCGGCCACUACACGCGGCCAGGCGUCAACCGAGGAGAGCAGUGCCCGCGGCACUCUGGAGUCCCCGCCUGCUCUAGCGGAAGCAGCUGCAGCAGCGAGCGCGGAAACCCGUCCACACGUAAAGCGCGCUGGUGAUCUGGGCUCAUUACUGGGCAUGGAUGUAUCGCAAUUGCAAGAGGUCGUCCGGGAUGUGGCACGGGGCAUAGCGGCGCGCCUGCCGACGGCUCCGGAACCCGCUCCAUCUGCUGCUGGCAAGAGUGCGCGCGCUCGGAUCUCUGUGGACGUGGGUGACGGGAAGCCAAGGGUAGGUGGUGGUUCAAAGCAAGGCGACUGCAGCGACGACGAGGAGGAGGAGGGGGAGUGGCUGAGUGUGGGCGACCACGAGGCAUGGGGUGUCGUUACCGCAUUGAACGACAAAGCGUUGCGCGUGGAUGGGGAGGACGCGGAGCUUGAGAAGAUGUUGGGGUCCGACCGCGUGCCACUCAUGCGCGCAGCAUUGCCGCAGUACCGGCUGCUGUUCACGUCGGGAUAGUGCCAUGGCGGGGAGCCGGGCGUGGACCAGCGGUGUAGGCGGUAAGGCGGCGGGGGUCCCGACGGCAAAAGGGGGGAAAGAGCGAUGGCCCACGCAAAUUUGGAUCCAAAGUCGUUGUCCACGCAAGCAACUGCUGUUCGAGCCUUCGAGGCGGGCGCAUUGUUGAGGUGGGCGGAUAUAGUU
This is a messenger RNA of Chlamydomonas reinhardtii, 3365 nucleotides long. RefSeq lists its product as uncharacterized. Gene Ontology annotation, molecular function: GTPase activity; GTP binding. Gene Ontology annotation, biological process: vesicle-mediated transport; intracellular protein transport. The transcript has 12 exons. The coding region runs from base 432 to 3182 and encodes 916 amino acids. The record is from RefSeq and is a predicted model, not a curated record. Gene Ontology annotation, cellular component: cytoplasm. Lineage: Eukaryota; Viridiplantae; Chlorophyta; Chlorophyceae; Chlamydomonadales; Chlamydomonadaceae.